UCCUUUUGUCUUAUAAGGCUAAAUAUAGUAUAUACAACUCGUAGAAAAAUUCACUGGCUCAAAAGUUGACCAUUUUAAGAAAAACUUAUUCAUGGUUUUCUAGAAUUUCAUCUUUUGGAUAUGGGUAGCAAAAUCUCCAAAAGAGACCGAGCCAAUUCGAGAGACAAAUCCAAACAGCCAUCUGGGUCGGAGGAUUAUACUCUUCUUGCUUCUAAGACACCAUUUACUGUAAGCGAGAUCCAGGCCUUAUAUGAACUGUUUAUGAAAGUUAGUAGCUCCGUUGUCAAAGAUGGACUUAUACACAAGGAAGAACUUCAGCUUGCUCUUUUCCAGAGUAAUGAUAAGAGGAACCUUUUCUUAGACAGGAUAUUUAAUCUAUUUGAUGUCAACCGCAAUGGGUGUAUAGAGUUUGGAGAAUUUGUUCAAACCUUAAGUAUUUUUCACCCAAAAACUUCAGAAGCUGUCAAGACUAAGUGUAAGAAAUAUGUUCAAAUAAUGAAUACUGAAUCCAAAUUCAAGUUUACUGCAAUGUGCUUUUUAAUGCAACUAACCACUAAAAGGAGUCCAAAUAUGUAUGUUGCAGAUGCAUUUAAAUUAUACGAUCUCAGGCACACUGGUUACAUCGAACGCGAAGAGUUGAAGGAGAUGGUGCAGGCUCUUUUGAAGGAAUCUGAUCUGAACCUAUCAGAAGAUGUUGUUAAAAUGAUUGUAGACAAGACAUUCGCAGAAGCAGAUUCGAAAGGAGAUGGUAGGAUUGAUGAGGAAGAAUGGAAGGAGUAUGUAGAGAAGAAUCCUUCUUUACUCAAAAACAUGACUCUCCCAUACUUAAUGGACAUAUCUCUAGCAUUUCCUAGCUUUGUGUUCAACUCUAAGGUUAAGGAGUCCGAGCUGUAGCCUCGAAAAUUCGUGAUGGUGAAUUCAUCCUUGUGAAGAUUGACACAGCGUGAAGCAACUUAGUCAUGUACCGAAAAUCUGGCUGGUGAAUAAAUGUAAGUCGAGACAAAAACCAGUUCCAAACGUGAGAGUUUCAAAGUAAGCUGGCAAAAGCGUUGAGUGGGACAAUGUUCAAAGACUUCCAAGAUAGAAAUCUAGGCCCUUUGCGGUAUGGCGUUCAUCAAUGUUCGUAGUUGCUUUGUUGAAUUGUAAUAUGUUGUCUGUAGAUUUUAUUUGCUUUGAAGGUUUUGUUUCAAAAUUUGUACCUAAAGACGUUCUUUUAUUGAAUAACAAUACAAUAGUGAAUGCUUUGUUGUGCUGAAUCUAUUUGCGAUUUCAUGACAA
Molecule: messenger RNA, 1278 nt
Organism: Cannabis sativa
Lineage: Eukaryota; Viridiplantae; Streptophyta; Magnoliopsida; Rosales; Cannabaceae
Product: calcineurin B-like protein 4
Exons: 7
Coding region: 121-894 (257 amino acids)
Biological process (GO): calcium-mediated signaling
Molecular function (GO): kinase binding; calcium ion binding
Source: RefSeq, a predicted model, not a curated record